GUCUCUGUCUCUCUGUCUCUGUGUGUGUGUGUCUUGUCUCCUCCCCUCCCCUCCCCUCUCCCCCUCCUUCUGCCUCUGUUCCCAUCUCCGGCUGCCAGGUUUUCAGCAUCUCCGACUCUCGGCCUGGGUCUCCCCGCCCCGGCCCCUCCUCCGGCCCCUCCUCCCGGCCCUGCCCCCGCCCCCCCGGCCCGCCCCCGGCCCUCCGCAGCCUGCAGAGGGCGUCCCCGGGCCGGGGCCGGCGCCGGGCCGGUGUUUGUGUCGCUGUCCGGCCGGGCGGGUCCAGAGCUAAGCGUUCGGAACUCCGGCCGGGUGCCCCCCUCGCGCGCUGCGCCCCGUGCGCUCUCCGCGGCCGCGCCGCCACGUUCCGUGCGCCCAUGGCCGGCCCCGCGCUCCUGCGGCCCGGGCCGCCCCCGCCGCCGCCGCUUCUGCUGCUGCUGGCUGCGCUGCUGCCCCUCGGCCUGGGCCUGGGCCUGGGCAGCCCCGGGUGCGGAGCGCGAGUGGACGUGUGGCUGCGGCGGCCGCAGGCCAGCUACACUCUGCAGGGCGCCCUGCUGGGCGGGCCCCCGCGCAUCGCCCCGCCGUCGCCCGGAGCCGGAGCCGGAGCCGGACUGCAGGGCCGCCUGGUGCUGGUGGGGGAUGAGGAGCCCCAGCUUCAAGCCGGUGAUGACUGGAUUGGAGUGGUCCCAGUGGGUGAGGAGCAGGUGGAGGCCCAGGGAACUGGCCCUGAGGAGUCCUUCACCUCCGCUGUGGUCAACAAGAUGAAGCGAGCUCUGGUCCUAGGAGCUUCUGCCCUGCUCAUCCUGGCCUUGAAUCAGAAUGCCGUCCGAGAGCUGGAUGUGUCCCAAGUCCUUUCCAAGCCGAUCAUUGUGGUCCAGAUGUCUGAUAACGUCACUAAACUCCUGAGCGCCUUGUUGGGGGGCCUGCAGGCCACAGCCAAGAUCACCUCUCAGGCCAUGCUGCUGGAGAACGUGGGCCUGACACUGACCCUGUGGUCCACCUGCGGCCUGUCCCGGGGUGGCCUCUACGGGGAGUGGCAGGGCGUGAUCUGCCCUGGAGAAAGUGGCUCCAGGGUCCAGAAGUACCUGCAGAAGCUGUGGAAUACCAUCCUGCUGGUGGCCUUGCUCUUGUGUAUGGGCCUCAUCAUCCAGGUGCGGCGGCAGGCAUGGCAGGGCCCGGCAGAGCCCGACACCCAGCUGGACCCCACGCAGCACAUCUUGCAGACGCUGUCAACCCUAAAAACCCGGCGCUACCAUCCAGGCCGCCAGCACCGGGCAAAUGUGCCCGACAUCCAGACCUGUGCCAUCUGCCUGGACCAGUUUCACAGAAAUCAGUGUCUCAGGGUCCUGCCUUGUCUCCAUGAGUUUCACCGGGAAUGCAUAGACCCCUGGCUGCUCCUUCAACAGACCUGCCCCCUGUGUAAACACAACAUCCUCGGGAGCUCUUGGGCUGAGAGCUAGCCCCAGCCCCGCCCCAGGGGACCAAGGGGCAGAGAACUCCAUCUGAAAGGUGCCCAGGCUGUCUGGGCUCACACGGCGGUCUCAAGGAACAUUGUGCCUCGAUCGUUCAGAACAAGAUCAUCUCGGCUGGGAAGGCCUCCACCCAGGAGCAAAAGGCCCAUGCUGCAUCACCCCUCCCCUGGGAGGGAGGCCUCUGGGCUGAGCCCAUGGUGACAGCAGUGGGGCUGUGGGGGGGCCUCUGUGGAACCCAGGGCUCCUGUGGGGGAGCACGGUCUGGCCUGCAGGUGCUCCAUCGAGGCUAGGCCAGCCUGGUGGGGGAGGCCGCCUGGGCAGGGACUGGAUCGUGAGUGACCACCAGGGAGCAGCCCCUGUGCUCUUCCUGGGGGCUUAACUUCAUACUAAUUUAUUAGGGUUAAUACUGCCUGGAAGGGGCUGGAUGGGAGGGCCUGACCCACUGGGCACAUCUGUGUACAGUGUAUAACAUUAAAUCAGAGUCACUUGCA
This is a messenger RNA of Phascolarctos cinereus (koala), 1960 nucleotides long. It is a transcript of the gene RNF215, whose product is annotated as ring finger protein 215. The record is from RefSeq and is a predicted model, not a curated record. NCBI's taxonomy places the organism in Eukaryota, Metazoa, Chordata, Mammalia, Diprotodontia, Phascolarctidae.